Messenger RNA from Eruca vesicaria subsp. sativa (arugula), 636 nucleotides. Lineage: Eukaryota; Viridiplantae; Streptophyta; Magnoliopsida; Brassicales; Brassicaceae. The record is from the annotation of a GenBank genome assembly.
AUGGGGAGAGGAAAGAUUGAGAUAAAGAAGAUCGAAGAUGUGCACCGUCUUCAAGCCUGUUUCACCAACAGAUGUAAAGGGAUGAUGAAGAAGGCGAACGAGCUUGCCGUUCUCUGCGACGUUGACGUCGCUCUCAUCGCCUUCUCCAGAACUGGCGAGCUUUACGAUUUCUUUAGCGGCAGUGUGGAGCAAAUCCUCUCUAGAUAUGGGUACAGAGCUGAUCAUAGGCAAAGAGAUACUUCUCAAGGAAAUGGUGAUGUGUUGCUGGAAGAUGAAUCUGUGACUAGUGAACUUAAGAGAUUACAGCUUGCAAUUGAGAGACUGAAGGGUAAGAAGCUUGAGGGUAUGAGUUUCUCGGAUCUUUCUUCUCUUGAAAGCCAGUUGAAUGCUAGCUUGCUUAGUAUCAAAGAUCAAAAGGUGAAGACGACACAAAGAACCAUUUUUUAUUCAAAAGAUUUGAAAGAUGAUUCUCUGACUUGCAAAAUAGAGUCAAUGUUGGGGAGAGAUUCAUCAGGACCAAAAGUCUCUAGCCUACUACAAGCAGAGCCCGAGAGCUCUUCAUCAGAUGAUAACGAGAAUGACAACGAGGAGCACCAUUUCGACACUUCCUUGCGGCUGGGCUGGGGAAAGAAAUAG